Messenger RNA from Colletotrichum costaricense, 768 nucleotides. RefSeq lists its product as uncharacterized. The coding region runs from base 1 to 768 and encodes 255 amino acids. The transcript is spliced from 3 exons. The record is from RefSeq and is a predicted model, not a curated record. Lineage: Eukaryota; Fungi; Ascomycota; Sordariomycetes; Glomerellales; Glomerellaceae.
AUGGAGAUCAACAGCUUUGACUACAUCUCCAACAAGACCUAUUAUGGCAUGUUCCAGCCGCCUGGCAUACUUUCGUUCAACGGCGUCUCUGGGUUUUUCAACGCAACCACGGAUUUUCGGGAAGCCACAAAGCUCAGCUCAAAUGGCUCUGAGCCACCUUUCCCAACACUGCCGAGCACAUAUGACUACAAUAUCUUACUGUUGAAUGAAACAAGCGCCGCGGCGCUUGAUACUAUCCAGGCAUUUUAUGUGAUCGCAACACAGGAGCGUCUCGCAAUAGGUGAAUUAUGGACCAUCGCUGCAACGGUGACAGGGACAGUAGCCACCUUCAAUAAGAUGAUGGACUCGGAUCGACAGACAUUCGAAAGCGACUUAGUGUCUCAUUGUCUGAACAGAAACGCCUGGGACUUCGAUACCAAAGACAUGUUCAACGGGUGGUCACUCACACUCACGAACCGGAAAUCUGACUCGGAUCAAUCGAUACAGUAUAUUGGGCUGGAACCAACCAACCCGGAAUGCAUUCAGUCCCGUUGGAUGCAGCCAUGUAUGGCCACAUCGGUCGCUGCGAUGCUGUGGUCAAGGAACGCAGUCAUGAAAGGCUCGGGGGCCUUCAACUCGGAAGAGUUCAAUUCAGAGCCUGAGCAGCUUAGCGGUAUCAUCUCUUUUAGGGGAGCUUUCGCGGCCUGUCAAGCUUACAACGUCUCCCGUUCAAACUGGCGGCACAAACACGAUACAGUGUCGUGCAAGAACAUCUUCAGAAGGGCGUAA